Sycon ciliatum is the source of this 2663-nucleotide messenger RNA. RefSeq names its product cation-dependent mannose-6-phosphate receptor-like. Gene Ontology annotation, cellular component: trans-Golgi network. The coding region runs from base 181 to 1026 and encodes 281 amino acids. Gene Ontology annotation, biological process: protein targeting to lysosome. Lineage: Eukaryota; Metazoa; Porifera; Calcarea; Leucosolenida; Sycettidae. The transcript is spliced from 7 exons. The record is from RefSeq and is a predicted model, not a curated record.
AAAUCUGUGGAAGCGUAUUCUUUUGAAAACGUUUUUGUUUUUCAAUCGUUGUCGUGUAAACGAGGCCUAAUCUACUGUUGAAGACUGAACUACUUCUGCCCUCGGAGCAUUAUAAUUGUGAGCUUGGUGAGCGUCGUACUCUCGGCUUUCUAGGAGAAACAGUGAGAGUACUGCCUCAGGAUGUGGCCAUCAGCGCUUUUCACUUUGUCUUGUGCUUGGGCCGCUCUGGGAUUAGUCGCAUCUGCUGAGCCGAGUACCUUGUUCGAAUCAACAGUCGAUGCAGACUGCAAAAAGAAACUGGAAGGCACGAAGAUCGCAGAUUUUGUGUCGCCAACCGUCUACACAUUCAAGGACAGCGACAACGAGUACGAGUAUGAGCUGGGUAUCUGCAACAACGUUGUGCCGGACUCUCGCAUAGUAGUGACGCAGACAGAGCUGCAGCAGGACGCCAAGAGAACGGUGUCUGUUGGCCGACUUAACGACACACAUCUUGUAAGCAGAGAUGAUUAUGCUGAACUGACUUACUACUAUGGUGAUGUGUACAAUAGGCACUGCAAGAAAACUCACCGCACCGCGCGCAUCAUGUUCGUGUGUAAUCCAUGUGCUGGCAAGGGAUAUCCCGAAGUGGUUGAAGAGUUUGCUACUGACUCGAGCACGACAGAGAAUCAGCACUGCUUCUAUCUGUUCGAGUGGGCCACCUCGAAUGUCUGUAACAAGGCUGCCGCUGGUCGACUCAUUGUCUGCAAGCCCACAGGCCUUGGAGCAGGCAGCAUCUUCUUGAUUGUGCUGCUGAGCGUGGGUGUUGCCUACGUUAUCCUCGGUUUUAUCUUCAACCGCUUUGUUCGCGGAGCUAAGGGCAAUGAGCAGUUUCCUAACUACUCGUUCUGGAUCACGUGUGGAGACCACAUUUCUGACGGCUGCGAUGUCUUGUGUCGGAGUAAGCCACCUUCCAUUCAAAUGAAAUCUAUACCAUCGGUUGGUCGUGGUGACCAUCAACUGGACCUAUCAGAAGAUGAGCUGGCGUAGUGCAAGCAGCUGUAUGAUGAUUCCCGUCUGUGUGCGUGUGUGCGUGUGUAUGUGUGUAUGUGCACGCUUGCCACCACUACCACCAUUAUCGGCAGCAUAUCACCACUAACGCUACUGCUGUUACAACCUUGCUGCAUCGCCUGCGUUUCGCCCAGCGCCACAUUGCCUGCUAGCUUAGUGGCUAUGCUAUGUUGGUGUUUGUUGUGGUCUUGUGCAAGUGCUUCACCGCCACCGCCACCACCACCACCAUGGCUGUGUGUGUGUGCGUGUGUGUGUGUGCGUGGGUGUGUGUGUGUGUGUGUGUGUGUGUGUGUGUGUGUGUGUGUGUGUGUGUAUAUCCGCCGUGCAAUAGCUCACCAUCUGCCGAGUGGUGACGUUGCACCGCCUAGCAGCAGGACCAGCAGCAGCACCACUGGGCCAGGUGAUGGUGAACACCAGCUCAAUGCUGAGCUUUCAGCGCUUGCCCCCCCCCCCCCCCCCCCACUACUACCGGUAUCCACGCUAGUACUGCUGCUGCUGUUGCUGCUGCUGCUGCUCCUGCUGCCUUUGGUUUCAAUGGUGACUGCCGCCAUUGCUGCUGCUUCUGUUGCCGUUGAAGUUGUGAACGAUGUGAGCUUCAUCUUUUCUUCCUUUUUUUUCUUUUUAAAUCAUGCAAUAUUUAUAAAAAAUGUGUUGAGUCAGUCUUGGUCACGCAUACACCGUACAAUUAUAAUAAUUCAUCCGUUUCCAAGAAGUAUACAAUACAAUUACGCCGGGCAAGGCUUUGUCCCCCUUUCGAGUAUCCUGCACGCCUGCUCCAUGUCCCGCCGUUGAUUGGUUGCCCGCUCCUGUGAAGGUCUCUGUCAUAGUCUACACCCUGUGUAGUAUGAAUGGAGACACAUUACUAGAUGUCUGCUACUAGUCACUGCUAGCCACUGCUAGUGCUAGUCUGCUCACACUGCAUCCCGGUUGGGAGCAGGAGCAGGUGCAGCGUGUGAAUGUAUGUGACUUUUCUAAGUUUGCUUGACUUUACUUGGCGCAUUCGAACAGAAUUGCAGCACUCAGGCCUGCAGUCUGCUCGGAUCUUUUCCUCGUCUUUCCCGCUGCUUCUCUCGUUUAUUGGCCAAUUUUGUUUAGGAUACAAUGGCAUCACCCUGAUCCUCCCCCUGUCCGCUGGGUUGUGCCACGGCACAUUGCUGUACUGGCGCAUUGCUGUACUGGCACAUUGCUGUACUGGUACAUUGCUGUACUGGUACAUUGCUGAACUGGUACAUUGCUGUACCGGUACAGCAAUACAUUGCUGUACUGGUACAUUGCUGUACUGGUACAUUGCCGCACUGGUACAUUGCUGUACAUGCACUGUUACAUUGCUGUACUGGUUCGUUCUCUUCUUUUUCUCCUUUCUCUGACACCAGGCCAUGGAGGCAUCAUGUCACCACUGUCACUGGUUUUCAGAUACAAUGUUCUCUUGGUAGUAUCCUAUACUCGGUACCCAGUACCCGGUACAUACAGGCAGCCAUGGCUCUUUGUCUUUUCCUUUGUUUUUGUUAGUUUUGAAGUGAAUACUUUAGAUUAUUUGUACUGCUAUUGAAGUGCAAUAGUUUCCAGUGAAUAGUUACCAUGGCAACAGUGGCGUGAACUUACUGUUGUCUACGCUA